Messenger RNA from Seriola aureovittata, 1371 nucleotides. RefSeq names its product histidine-rich glycoprotein-like. NCBI's taxonomy places the organism in Eukaryota, Metazoa, Chordata, Actinopteri, Carangiformes, Carangidae. The record is from RefSeq and is a predicted model, not a curated record. The coding region runs from base 479 to 1336 and encodes 285 amino acids. The transcript is spliced from 7 exons.
UGGUGUGCCGUAAACACGCAGCUGGUAAACUUUUACCGUGAAUUAACUCAGCACUUGUGACUGAAAACAGCAGAAAUCUGUCUCAUUAGUGACCUUAAUUUGGUAGAGAAUGACUGAACGGAGGAGCAAGGAAAGGAAAAGACCCGAGAAACAAGUUUAAAACUAGAGACCAUCUUGUGAUGGGAUCAUACCUGCUGCGACACCCUGCAACAUGUUUUGUGAUUGUAUCUUGCUCAGUUGUGACACUAUGGCGGUGAAUAUCUAUCCACAGACAGACAGACAUAUAAACACGUGCCAAAAUACUCAAAACCACCUUUGUGGUAGUUCCUGCUACAGUAGAUGUCUCCAGGACCACAUUUUCCCAUGACGCACACAAACAGACUCACAAGAUGAAAAUAACAGCAGCCACACUGUCACAGCUGGAAAGAAAUUAUAUUUACUAGUUGUUUAGGUUGCUAAGACAGGGAAGACAAAAUUGAUGUUUUUACUUUGGUAUGUCAAUGAUGAUUUUGCUGUGUCAGACCCCCACAAGUCUGAGAGACACGUACAUGAGAGUCACGGCCACCAAAUAACAACCUCAUCUGAGCAUGGAGAGAAAAGGGAGGAGGAAGAGCAUGCAGAAAGAAAAGUUCCCCAUCAGCCUGAGGAACACUUACAUGAGACACAUCAUGGCCACAAAACAACAACCUCAUCUGAGCAUGGGGAGAAAAGGGAGGAGGAGGAGGAGAAAGAAAGAAAAGCCCACCACAUGUUCGAGGGACACAUACACGAGUCUCAUGGCCACAAAACAACAGCCUCAUCUGAGCACGGAGAGAUAAGACAUGAGGAUGGGCAUACAGAAAGAAAAGCAGAAAGGACAGUUUCCCACAAGUCUGAGGGACACAUACAUGAGACUCAUGGCCACAAAACCACAACCUCACCUGAGCACGGGGAGAGAAGACAUGAGGAGGCACAUACAGAAAGAAAAGCUGAAUGGAGAGUCCCCCACAAGUCUGAGGAGCACGUACACGAGACGCACCAUGGCCACAAAACCACAACCUCAUCUGAGCACGGGGAGCAUGGGGUGAAAAGGCAUGAAGACGCACAUAAAGAAAGAGGAGUCUCCCACAACUCUGAGGAACAUGCGCAUGAGACUCAUGGCCACAAAACCACAACCUCAUCUGAGCAUGGAGAGAGAAGGCACGAGGAUGCUCACACAGAAAGAAAAGCUGAAUGGAGAGUCCCCCACAAGUCUGAGGAGCAUGUACACGAGACACAUCAUGGCCACAAAACAACAACUUCUGUGCAUGGAGAGGAAACGGAGGAAAAAGAAAGGAAAGGUAUCUUGGCCUUGUAGAUGUAUAUAUUGUAGUUUAGUAUGAAGUUGCUCAA